Messenger RNA from Acipenser ruthenus (sterlet), 3763 nucleotides. RefSeq lists its product as uncharacterized. NCBI's taxonomy places the organism in Eukaryota, Metazoa, Chordata, Actinopteri, Acipenseriformes, Acipenseridae. The transcript is spliced from 13 exons. Bases 134 to 3109 code for a protein of 991 amino acids. The record is from RefSeq and is a predicted model, not a curated record.
AAAAACAAAAGAGCCAGCCAGCCUAUAGCUGUCUUUCAUUAUCCCAGCUGAUUGUGACUGUGGUUGUCACAAAUGUAUAAAAGUGGGUGCUCCAGCAGCUUCUCAAUCAGGUCACUGAAACAGUCAAGGAACAAUGGCCGUGCUUGUUUUGUUGCUUUGCUGGAGCCUGGUCUCCGGAGUCUUUGCUUCUCAUCUGCAAGGUGGGAUCAUGACUUUCACACCCAAGGGAAGAAAUCCAGAUGGGACAAUCAGGGUGGACUUUCGUUACAAAGAGUCGUUCAGAACUGGAUGUCAUCGCGAGUUUUACUGGAACUGCCUUCAGGGAAACUGUGGUUCUAUAGAACACUUUGAAUAUGGGACAAUUGAUAGUGACCCUUUGGGAGACAGCUGGUGUCAGGCAGAGGGCUACAUGUCAAGAAGCAUAUCGAGUGAUAAACCUUUUGACUUGCAGGAGACAAGCUGCUGUUGGAUCUUCAACUCACACUCUGCUUCCUCAUGGCUGCUGUUGACUCAUGUAGAUCUGGGCACAAGAUCAGAUACUGGAUUCCCCAACAGAUCCCCAGUAACGACAAUCCCUCCAGUAAUCAGGGUCCCCCAGAACUGUCCAGCAACAUACUCAUUAAUGGCACAUGACCCAGAUGGGGAUCGUGUAAGAUGCCGAUAUGGAGUUGCAAGCUCCUCUGAGUGUUACAGCUGCUACCGACAUCCAAAUUUCCAUCUAGACGAGAGGACCUGUACUUUAUCUUUUAAUGGUGCAGGAUUCGGCACUGCACAUGUGUUUGAACUUGUACUGGAAGAUUUUCCGAGGCAGUACAUAACAUUAAGAUAUGGAGAUGGUACAACAUCUACCCGAAUCCCGUUCAAUUUCCGCAAGAAACGUCAAAUUUACACUACACCCUGGUGGGGAACAACUACAACUGCAUCGGGUCCAUCCACUACUCCACCUUAUAACUGGUGGUGGUAUUAUCCACCAACAACCACAACUGGGCCAAUCACUUCAACCCAACAAAACUGGUGGUGGUAUUAUCCACAAACAACCACAACUGAGCCAAUCACUUCAACCCAACAAAACUGGUGGUGGUAUUAUCCACAAACAACCACAGCUGAUCCAAUCACUUCAACCCAACAAAACUGGUGGUGGUAUUAUCCACAAACAACCACAGCUGAUCCAACCACUUCACCCCAACAAAACUGGUGGUGGUUUUAUCCAUCAACAACCACAACUGCUCCAAGCACUUCAACCCAACAAAACUGGUGGUGGUAUUAUCCACAAACAACCACAGCUGAUCCAACCACUUCACCCCAACAAAACUGGUGGUGGUUUUAUCCAUCAACAAUCACAACUGCUCCAAGCACUUCAACCCAACAAAACUGGUGGUGGUAUUAUCCACAAACAACCACAGCUGAUCCAACCACUUCACCCCAACAAAACUGGUGGUGGUUUUAUCCAUCAACAACCACAGCUGAUCCAACCACUUCACCCCAACAAAACUGGUGGUGGUUUUAUCCAUCAACAACCACAACUGCUCCAAGCACUUCAACCCAACAAAACUGGUGGUGGUAUUAUCCACAAACAACCACAACUGCUCCAACCACUUCUCCAGCCACCCCCGCUCAAACCACUACUACAACAGCAGCUCCAACCACUGCAGCUCUAACCACUACACCAUUAACCACUACACCAUUUACAACAAGCUCAAACUAUUAUGAUCCACUGAGCAAAAUACCUUUGCAAUUUGUUGUCCAAGUUGACUCUGCUGUGCCCUCCUGUAAUUUUGGGGAAUACAGACCAGAGUUUCUAGCUCCAACUCCUCCCCAUGGUAUCUAUGUAAAUGCUUCAGUUGGACAUGAAUUCCAAAUCCCUCUCAGAGCAGCAGCAACAAGGGACAGAAUAUAUGAUAUCAAGAUGAGUGGACCCCUUAACAUAACAAAAUCAUUAAAAAACUAUGAUAGCAACAGUGGAGUCAUCGAUGUAAUGAUUACGUGGACCCCAACUGAAAAUGACUUUGGUGAACACAUUCCCAUAUGUUUUAUUGCAGAAACAGUAAGUGGGUACCAGUCUGAAAUGAGAUGCAUUAUAGUAGUUGUUGUAAAUGAAAUAGGUGAAGCUGAUAUUGAAUGCACUGACACAACAAUGACUCUGUACAUUUCCAAGUCUUCGGUAAGAGGACUUCAUGAAAAUCAUUUACGUUUAAAUGAUCCAACGUGUUCAGUGACAUCCAAUGGCUCUCAUAUUAUUGCAAGUGUGUCUCUGAACUCCUGUGGAACAAAACUGGAGGAAACUGAAAAUGAUCUCAUUUUCAGAAAUGAAAUUACAUCAUUUGAUCAUCCUCAUGACAUCAUAACCAGAAAGCAUCAGAUCGAGAUACCAUUCAUUUGCAAAUUCCCCAAAAAGAGUCGACUCUCGGCCUCCUUCAAAGCACACAAGAGUGCCUACUUGUUCACAGAAGCCGGUUUUGGCAGUUUCACCUAUUUGUUUGAGUUCUAUGACAGCAGUGAUUUCAGCAGAAUGAUCAACCCAAACACUUACCCCAUAGAAGUGGAGCUACAGGACAUGAUAUACAUGGGCAUCCAAGUACAGUCAUCCCUUUCAACCACCCAGCUGUUUGUGGAGUCCUGCAGAGCAACGCCAAAUGAUAACCCCAACGAUCCCCUCUACUAUGAUAUCAUUAGCAAUGGGUGCAUUGAAGAUGAAACCACGGUUGUUUAUUUAAACAACCAGACAGAUUUCAGAUUUGGACUGGAGGCCUUUAAUUUCAUCGGGAAUUAUGAACAGGUGUACAUCAGCUGCACAGUCAUCCUGUGUGUAGCUGGGGAUCCCAGCAAUAGGUGUGCUCAGGGCUGCACCAAUGGUACCUCCUUUGGACAUCACCAUCGCAAGAGAUCACUGGCUUCACAGAGCCAGAGACACUUCAUAUCCCAGGGGCCUCUGCGCUUUGCAAGGAGCUCUUCAGGCAGCCCAGGCUCCAAUCUGAAUUUGAACUUGAACAUCCUGGUUGUCGCUGUUUCUUUCUUUGCUGCCGUUGCCCUGGUUUGUGGAGUUCUGAUCUACAAAGCGAAAAUGGCCAAGAUUGUCAAAUAUGAAACCGUUCCUUCUGCUGACUUCUAAAAUCAGAAAGAGACAAAACAGAUAUUUUAGUGAUCCCCUUGAAUUACCAUGGGAGAUUUUCCAUUUGAAACAGCCUAAUAGCUAAUAGGGUUACUCAACCACAAAUACAGGCAUCUAAAUCCAUUACAGUUUGAUCAUAUGUUUAGGUUUUUCUUUCUGCUAUAUUAAAAGUUCUUUCUUUAUAUCUGUUAAAGUAAUUGUAAAUUUAGCUGAUGAACUGGUGGCACUUUUUAAGAAUGUGACGCAAAUAUAAUAGUUGAACGAUUAAAGAUAAAAAAUGAAGCAAUUGGAUACAAAAAACCUGCUUUCAAUAAGUGUAUAAAAACAAGGUGUGAUUAAGACUAAGUAAUGUCUGUUUUUUCUACAUUGCAGAGUGCAUUUUCAUUCACAACAAUAGUAUCCUGUAUGUUUAUCUAUUAAUACCUCUGUUUGUAAGAUUCACACCUCAUUUCUAUGCAUACUUACUCUUCGUGUUUGGCUGGUAUUGUACAAAGGGGCUUCUUUUGUAGUUGGUCUUUUACUGGUUAAUUCUAUCUUUAAUUCAUUCAAUGUUGAGUGUUUAACUGUUGUGAGUUUUUCAUUUCCAUUGUGUGUUGCAUCUUGUCUCAGUGGGUUUUCAUGGUAAAUAUUUUAAUAAAUGCAUGCAUAAAUAAA